Molecule: messenger RNA, 1647 nt
Organism: Pogoniulus pusillus (Red-fronted tinkerbird)
Lineage: Eukaryota; Metazoa; Chordata; Aves; Piciformes; Lybiidae
Gene: GABRR2
Product: gamma-aminobutyric acid type A receptor subunit rho2
Exons: 9
Coding region: 16-1410 (464 amino acids)
Biological process (GO): chloride transmembrane transport; chemical synaptic transmission; regulation of membrane potential
Cellular component (GO): GABA-A receptor complex; synapse; plasma membrane
Molecular function (GO): neurotransmitter receptor activity; GABA-A receptor activity; extracellular ligand-gated monoatomic ion channel activity
Source: RefSeq, a predicted model, not a curated record
CCUCUUGCCAGCAGCAUGCCUUAUUUUGCAAAGCUCCUCUUAGUGAUCUUCUGCUUAGUUCUUCUCGUGGAAAGCAGAAAGCACAGGAGGAGGAGGUGGACGAACCAGCUGGAGGUGCAGAGGGCGAGCCACAUCUACAAGAAGAACCGAGAUGUGACCAAGUCCUGGAAAGGGAAGACCGAGCAGCUUCUCAGGGUCGAUGACCACGACUUCAGCAUGCGGCCAGCUUUUGGAGGCCCUGCAAUUCCUGUUGGGGUGGAUGUGCAAGUUGAAAGCCUGGACAGCAUUUCUGAGGUUGACAUGGAUUUCACCAUGACCCUGUACUUAAGGCACUACUGGAAGGAUGAGCGUCUCUCCUUUCCCAGCACCACCAACAAGAGCAUGACCUUUGAUGGCAGGCUGGUGAAGAAGAUCUGGGUUCCUGAUGUCUUCUUUGUGCACUCCAAGAGGUCCUUUAUUCACGACACCACCACCGACAACAUCAUGCUGCGAGUGUUCCCCGACGGCCACGUCCUCUACAGCAUGAGGAUCACAGUGACAGCAAUGUGCAACAUGGACUUCAGCCACUUCCCCCUGGACUCCCAGACGUGCUCCCUGGAGCUGGAAAGCUAUGCUUACACUGACGAAGAUCUGAUGCUGUACUGGAAAAAUGGGAACGAGUCUCUGAAAACUGAUGAGAAGAUUUCUCUGUCUCAGUUUUUGAUACAGAAGUUCCACACUACAUCCAGACUGGCUUUCUACAGCAGCACAGGGUGGUACAAUCGCCUCUAUAUAAGCUUCACCUUACGCCGACACAUCUUCUUCUUCUUGCUGCAAACCUACUUCCCUGCCACCCUCAUGGUCAUGCUCUCCUGGGUGUCCUUCUGGAUCGACCACCGAGCAGUCCCUGCCAGAGUCUCUUUGGGGAUAACCACUGUGCUGACCAUGUCCACCAUCAUCACCGGGGUGAACGCCUCCAUGCCUCGCGUCUCCUACAUCAAAGCAGUGGACAUCUACCUGUGGGUCAGCUUCGUCUUCGUCUUCCUCUCGGUCCUGGAGUAUGCAGCAGUCAAUUACCUGACGACGGUGCAGGAGCGGAAGGAGAGGAAACUUCAGGAGAGAUUCCCGUGUACGUGUGGAAUGCCUCACUCCAAAACCAUGAUGCUGGAUGGGAACUGCAGCGAAUCUGAUGCCAACAGCCUGGCAGGGUACACGAGAAGCCAGAUGGUCCCAGAGGAAGACAAACAAGAGAAGAUGGUUGUGCACUUAGCUCUCAGCAAUGAGUCGAACUCAUCAAGGAGGAGAGGCCUGAAGGGCCCCGUGGGCUUGCGCAUCAUCCAGAACAGCCACACCAUCGACAAAUACUCCAGGUUCAUAUUUCCAGGCACCUAUAUCUUUUUCAAUCUCAUCUACUGGUCUGUCUUUAGCUAAGCCUGCUGCCACAGCAGUGACUGAGGUGAGAACACAUUUGCAAAGCUCUCUUUCUGCUGGUUCCUUUUCAGCCUGACCUAGAUACAAAGCCAGAAAAGUGGUUAUUUAUUGCUUCUUUGGAGGGCAAAGAGGAGGACACAUCUUUAAGAGACCACUCUAUGGAGAGGCACCAUGGCAGAACCUGCUGUGCCAGUUGCUGUUCUUUGUGAAGCCUGAUCUAGAUACAAAGCCAGAAAA